Nicotiana tabacum (common tobacco) is the source of this 938-nucleotide messenger RNA. RefSeq names its product protein CANDIDATE G-PROTEIN COUPLED RECEPTOR 7. The record is from RefSeq and is a predicted model, not a curated record. Gene Ontology annotation, cellular component: membrane; Golgi apparatus. Gene Ontology annotation, biological process: transport. NCBI's taxonomy places the organism in Eukaryota, Viridiplantae, Streptophyta, Magnoliopsida, Solanales, Solanaceae.
UAAGACUAUUGUUUACUUUCCUUCAAACUAGAUCCAGAUCUAAGGCCUGAAAGGUUAAUUCCGUCAUUUCCGAAUAUCUUCCUGUAAAUCUUACUCUAUUCAUUUCUUUUCGUUCUCCCCUUACCACUGCCAAACUCCCCUCACAUCUCUCUUCCUCCUAUCCUCGCCGGCGUUGCCGUUUUCCUCCGCCACAGAUCACCCAUUAAUCCACCCCUCGCCGGCGUUACCACUUCAAAAUGACGAAAUUACUCCUUCUCCUCCCGCUUCUCCUCCUUUGUCUUGUCUCAUUUACCACUGGCGAGAUAAAAAACCUCAAAAUCUCCUCCGAUCCACGUGCUAUGAUCCUCUUCGAGCGGUUCGGAUUCACACAUACGGGUCAAGCCGCAAUCUCAGUCUCCUCUGUCUCCGUUAUCUCCACCUUAGCUACGCCCGACCCGUCGCGUCUCGGAUUCUUCCUCUUAUCAGAAGAAUCCCUAAUUCAAGUCCUCCUUGAGCUCCAACAAAACCCUAAUUUCUGCGUUCUCAAAUCCAAUUUCAUCAAUAACCUCUUCACUUUCCGCGAUCUCUCGCCUCCACCAAAUUCCUCAUUCAACCGAUCUUACCCCGUUACUUCCCCCAAUGAAUAUUCCCUCUUUUUUGCCAAUUGUGCCCCUGAAUCAAAAGUGUCCAUGGACGUCCGUACAGAACUGUAUAACCUUGAUAAUCAAGUGAAAGAUUAUCUUUCAGCUGGGCUAACUCAGCUUCCCACGUUGUACUUUCUAUUUUCGUUUGUUUAUUUUGGAUUUUUAGGGUUAUGGUUGUAUGUGUGUUUCAAUAAUAAGAAAUCUGUGCAUCGGAUUCAUAUGCUUAUGGCUGCUUUAGUUGUAAUGAAGGCUUUGAACUUGGUUUUCGCGGCGGAGGAUAAGCAUUAUGUUAAGGUUACUGGAACUGCACAUGGU